GAGCCCUUUUCUUUGCUGGCGAGUGGGACAGGCACCCAGAGGGGACAAUACAGGGUGAGGGACUGCCAGGGGAGGCGAGGGCUGCAGACAGAGCCGAGCGCACGGGGAGCUGAGCGAGUCGGGUGCCAUGGGUCUGUUGGAGUGCUGUGCCCGCUGCCUCAUCGGGGCACCCUUCGCCUCUCUGGUCGCCACCGGGCUCUGCUUCUUUGGGGUGGCACUGUUCUGUGGCUGUGGGCACGAAGCCCUCACCGGCACCGAGCAGCUCAUUGAGACCUACUUCUCCAAGAACUACCAGGACUACGAGUAUCUCAUCGAUGUCAUCCACGCUUUUCAGUACGUCAUCUAUGGCACAGCCUCCUUCUUCUUCCUCUAUGGAGCCCUGCUGCUGGCUGAAGGCUUCUACACCACCGGCGCCGUCCGGCAAAUCUUCGGGGACUACCGGACCACCAUCUGCGGCAAGGGCCUCAGCGCAACGGUAACUGGGGGCCCGAAAGGGAGGGGAGCGCGAGGCCCCCAGCGAGCUCACUCUUUGCAGCGGGUGUGUCAGUGUUUGGGAAAGUGGCUAGGACAUCCUGACAAGUUUGUGGGCAUUACAUAUGUCCUGACCAUCGUCUGGCUCCUGGUCUUCGCCUGCUCCGCCGUGCCCGUCUACAUCUACUUUAACACUUGGACCACCUGCCAGUCCAUCGCCAACCCCACCAAAACCACUGCCAGCAUUGGCACGCUGUGUGCGGAUGCCAGGAUGUAUGGUGUCCUGCCCUGGAACGCGUUUCCUGGGAAGGUGUGUGGCUCUAACCUGCUCUCCAUCUGCAAGACCAGCGAGUUCCAAAUGACUUUCCACCUCUUCAUCGCGGCCUUUGUGGGGGCUGCUGCCACACUGGUCUCACUGCUCACCUUCAUGAUCGCCGCCACUUACAACUUCGCCGUCCUCAAGCUGAUGGGCCGGGGCACCAAGUUCUAGCCGGCAAGGUGGAGCCCAGCCAGACAAGCACCCUCCUUUCCUCUAACCUCGAGGCUUUAACACUGCAGCCACCCGACACCAGGUCUCCUGCCUUAACGCUGCCUUCGCCGCUGACUCCCCUCCUCUUCCUCCCUCGCAUCCAUCGUGCUGAGCGUGACCAGGAAGAGCUUCUCACCAACGGAUGCCUCUUCAUGCACUUUUCUCUCUGUGCUCACCCGUAACCGGUUCGCUCUAGGGCCAAAACCAGCAAAGGAAGAGGAGGGACUCACUCCGGUGUCCCAACGUUGCCUAUAGGGAUGAGCAAAAGCCUUCAUGCUCCUGGGAGGCAGAAAUCCAAGCGUAGGUUGCUCCAGGAGUAGCAUGAAGGAGGCUCCCUAGAGAGAAAAGGAAGUUGGCUGGGUCUGUUGGAGCUGGAGCCUCUCCUGGCGCUGACUGCCGGCACCUCUCCUGGAUGGAGGAUGAGAUGGAUUAUUUUUUCCCCUAGUAAAGAAAGAUGAAUUUACCCUAAAGUGCCUGCUGCAGCCAAGGCAAAGGGAGUUUAGGGCAAGGAUCUUCCCAUUGAGGAGAAGAGAGCGCUGACCCCGAUGCUGAUAAAGCCCAUGUCCCUAACCCAGCUGCCCCUAUAAAAGCCUGGAGGAGUUUGGUGUCUGUGCGCAAAGGGCACCCUCGGCUUUAGGUUCCAGCACCACAGUGCCAGCUGAGGGGUCCGCCUGCGCUGUGCUGCAGAGCAGAGCUGGAGCAGCCCCUUUGUAGUGCAGGAUAACCCACGGACAGCCCAUCUGCUCCAAACUCAGCCAUUCCUUCACAAUGGUGCUCUUCUCUCGGGGUGACAUUUGCUUCUGUAACGUUUGCUGCUCCUGCAGUCUCUGUUCGUUCCACGUUCGCCCUCCCCACCAACAGGUGCCCCGCUCUGCUCUUCCUCCCCCCCGACCACUUCGUGCUAACGCUUUGUGUUUAUUUAUUGGAGAAACUACUCUUACUGGCAGACCAUCGCUCCAUCCUGCAUGGAUAUUUUAUUUUAUUAUUGUUUUCUUUUUUAAUGUCUGUAUUAUGGUGAUUCCAUCAGCUGGGGGGGCAGGGAUAAUGGGUCGGUCUGCUGAGCAGAGCGCUCCGAGGAUCCUUGCUGCCCAGCACUGAGCUUGGCCAUGCUACCAACGCACACGGGCUGGGGAGGGGGAGAUGGGGAGAAACCAGGCAAGAUCUGGGGGAUCCAUUCACAUCGCCGCCGCCGCCGCUCUUGGGAAGGUUUGCUGGUGGGUUUUGGUAUUCAUUUAACAACAAAUAACCGGGUCCUCCUUCCCACUCUUGUUCCCAGACCCCCAAACACACACACACACACACACACGCACACACAGAGUUAAUCAACUGAAAGCGUUUCCUUCACCUCUGAUCUAGAAGUUCAGCUCGUUAACAAGCAAUAAAAAGGAGCAGGUUUUUAAAGACUUAUCUUACAAGAUGUAUUUUAUAAAGAUUAAAGGAAAUAAAUUAAAAUUAAGAACAUUCCGAAUGAGA
Messenger RNA from Coturnix japonica (Japanese quail), 2473 nucleotides. RefSeq names its product proteolipid protein 1 (gene PLP1). Gene Ontology annotation, molecular function: structural constituent of myelin sheath. The record is from RefSeq and is a predicted model, not a curated record. Gene Ontology annotation, cellular component: myelin sheath; plasma membrane. Gene Ontology annotation, biological process: axon development; central nervous system myelination. Lineage: Eukaryota; Metazoa; Chordata; Aves; Galliformes; Phasianidae.